Alexandromys fortis (reed vole) is the source of this 1872-nucleotide messenger RNA. RefSeq names its product family with sequence similarity 221 member B (gene Fam221b). The record is from RefSeq and is a predicted model, not a curated record. The transcript has 6 exons. Lineage: Eukaryota; Metazoa; Chordata; Mammalia; Rodentia; Cricetidae. The coding region runs from base 556 to 1872 and encodes 438 amino acids.
CCACAGCAUCCAGUGAACGCCAGAAUGAUACAGGAACCUUCCAGAAACUCACAUAACCAGGCUCCUCUCAGAACAUGUUCCUCCCAGUCAUUUGUUGGCACAGCCUACACAGAGACUCACUCAACUUCGGUCCCACCUAGAUCCAAAGCAGCCCCCUCAGGAAACCUCACCCACGCAGAUGACCAGACUACUGUUGCAAUGGAGACUACUGGGCGUUCCGGUUGCCCUGGAGAUCCAUGCCAGCCCCCCCCCUCCCGGUCUGGGUUCUAGAGGUUUCAGUCAAGUACAUCCUUCAUCGGCCCUGGACCUCUCUUGUCCCUUCCCUUUACUGUCCUUCCUCAAUUCGGGCCAGAGUCCCUUUGCGAAGGUCUGCAGAUGCCCAGGUCCCCCAACAAACUUAACAACAAGACCUCUCACUUAGCAACUACAGCCUGGCUCAUCCAAAGCAAAACCGUUCAUUCCCUCGGUCAGGGCCAGUACUUCCCCCUCCAACCCAGGUAAAGAUCCUGACCUAAGGACCUAAAGGACUUGCAACCACCAAGCCGAAGCUCAGAGAUGGAAGCAAAUGAGAUCACAGACAGUCCUCAGGCCACCAAGGAUGCAGAGAACCGCCCUUCUUUAAAGGACCCUUCUGCAGAAGACUUGCGGGAGCCCACUAGCCUGGAAACUGAAACUUCCGCAGAUCUUUCCAGCUCACAGACCUCUUUGCAGCUUCCUGUCUACGAUGCCCUUUUUGUGACAUCCACUCCGCCAAAUCCUGAGACUGAGGCCUCUGAGAGCCUCUUGGAGCCACCUGACUCUGAAACUCCCUUAAAGUCCCAUACCACUGAGAUUCUUUCCACACCAUCCCAGGUUUCCUUCGAGGCCCCAGCCUUUGAAACUCUCUCAAAGUCUCCCCAGUCUGUGGCCUCUCUAGAAAAAGCCAUCACCAAGAUCCCUUUGGAGAGCCUUACAGAUGAGAUUCACAGCUCUAAGGUCAAAAAAAAGUCUCUUAAGCUCUCACCAGAACUCAAUCUCCCUGGAUCUCCCCAUAAGCUUUCUUCUGCUAAAGGCCCAGAGACCCAGGUCCCUGGAUCUGAACACAUCCCCAAGCACUCCCUUUCAGGACCAUCCAGCCAGGCCCCUGCGGAUAUAGAACCGGCUGCAAAGCAGGAGGAAGCAAGGGAAGAGGAGCCAAUAGUGGGGACCAGUACCAUCUCUGCUCCUGCAGCCAAGCCCGAGUCUAGUGUGAGCAAGAAGGAGAAAAGAAUUAGCGGUUACACAAGCCGCCCAGUGGUCCCUGCUAAGCGGGCAGAGCUGGUGGAUGUGGCUAAGGCAAUGCACAGAGAACAUUUUGGUACUCAAGUGGAGUAUCUUUUCCAAUGGGAGAAGGAUUCAGCCCUGAAGGCCAUCCAGACAGGUCUUUACAUUGGCUGGCGCUGCCCUCAUUACCUAUGGGACUGUUUCCGGAUUGGAGACGAGUCCAGGUGCUUUUGUGGACAUUUGUUGAAAGAACACCAGAUCAUCUCAGAUCUGUCGGUGCCCUGCCGCAUGAGCCAGUGCAGGUGCCUCAUGUUUUGUUUCAUCCCAUCACGCCCAGAGGAGGUGGGUGAGUUCUGGCUUAAGAGACGGGCCACCUUCGACCCCAAAGCAUGGAGAGCCCAGUGUCGCUGUAAGCAUACUCAUGAAGAACAUGCAGCCACCGGAGCGCAUCCCUGCAGGCACCGCGGCUGUGGCUGCAACAGUUUUGAGUCAAAUUUCCUCUGUGCGGCCUGUGACCGGCGCUGGGAGGAACACGAGACUUUCUUUGAGACUGAGGAGACCAGGCGAAGAGGAGGGAGACCUUAUGGUGAGGGAACAACACGGGGCAGGGGAUCUUGUCAGCAUCUGUAA